GGGGGAGGAAAAAAAGGGGGAGGAAAAAAAGGGGGAGGAAAAGUUGAUGAAAAAAGAGGAGCAAAACAAGGAAGGGACAACACAGCAGAUUGUAGAAAAGGAGGAAAAGCAAGUGGAGAAAAAGGAAGAGAAAAAGAAGGAAACUUCUGAGGUCAAAGGCAAGGCGGCAGACGCUGGAAAGAAGGAGGAAGAAAAGGUUGACAAGAAGGUGGCAAAGAAAAAAGAAAAAGAAGAGAAAUUAAAGAAGAAAGAGGAGGAGAAAGCAAAAAGGAAAGCAGAGGAAGAAGAGAGGAUAAAAAAGAGGGAAGAGGAAAAAGCAAAGAAGAAAGAAGAAGAAAAAGCCAGAGAAGCCGAGAGAGCGAAGAAGAAAGAGGAGGAAAAAGCUAAGAAGAAAGAAGAGGAGAAAACAAAAGAGGAAAAAGCAAAAACAAAAGAAGAGGAAAAACCAAAAGAGGAGUUGAAGAAAAAAGAAGACGAAAAGGUGAAAGAAGAAACCCCAGGAAGCCUGACCUUGAUGGAAAAGAGGUAUUACAGACUUUCAGAGGUGCUGUAG
Neolamprologus brichardi is the source of this 553-nucleotide messenger RNA. The record is from RefSeq and is a predicted model, not a curated record. Lineage: Eukaryota; Metazoa; Chordata; Actinopteri; Cichliformes; Cichlidae.